Nylanderia fulva is the source of this 3318-nucleotide messenger RNA. RefSeq names its product histone deacetylase 1 (gene HDAC1). The record is from RefSeq and is a predicted model, not a curated record. Gene Ontology annotation, molecular function: histone deacetylase activity. Gene Ontology annotation, cellular component: NuRD complex. NCBI's taxonomy places the organism in Eukaryota, Metazoa, Arthropoda, Insecta, Hymenoptera, Formicidae. Gene Ontology annotation, biological process: heterochromatin formation.
AAGUUCAGGGCGCAUGCGCGUACGGUCGGUUAAUGACGCUGUGUCCUGUUCGUGCGAGCGGCUAUCAACUCCGCGGUCCUGGUUUAAUUCCGCACACAGUGUUUAGUCGAUUUAAUCCAAAUGGAUCCUGUAAAAAUGUCGUUGCAGCCGCACAGCAAGAAACGGGUCUGCUACUAUUACGACAGUGAUAUCGGAAAUUAUUAUUAUGGCCAAGGACAUCCUAUGAAGCCACAUCGUAUAAGGAUGACGCAUAAUCUACUCCUGAAUUAUGGUCUUUAUAGAAAGAUGGAAAUAUAUCGGCCUCAUAAGGCUACAGCAGAUGAAAUGACAAAAUUCCAUAGUGAUGAGUACAUCAGAUUUCUGAGAUCCAUAAGACCAGACAACAUGUCUGAAUAUAACAAACAGAUGCAACGAUUUAAUGUAGGAGAAGAUUGCCCUGUUUUUGAUGGUUUGUACGAGUUUUGUCAAUUAUCGGCUGGUGGGUCUGUAGCUGCCGCUGUGAAACUCAACAAACAAGCUUCAGAAAUCUGUAUCAAUUGGGGCGGUGGCUUGCAUCACGCGAAAAAGAGCGAAGCGUCAGGUUUCUGUUAUGUAAACGACAUUGUACUCGGAAUUUUGGAACUGCUAAAAUAUCAUCAGAGAGUUUUGUAUAUUGACAUCGAUGUUCAUCAUGGAGAUGGUGUAGAGGAAGCUUUUUAUACAACUGAUAGAGUAAUGACUGUUUCAUUUCAUAAAUAUGGCGAAUAUUUCCCUGGAACUGGAGAUCUUCGUGAUAUUGGAGCAGGGAAGGGAAAGUACUAUGCUGUUAAUAUACCUUUGAGAGAUGGAAUGGAUGAUGAAAGCUACGAGUCAAUAUUUGUUCCCAUUAUUUCAAAAGUAAUGGAAACUUUUCAACCUUCUGCUGUCGUUUUGCAAUGUGGUGCUGAUUCAUUAACAGGCGAUCGACUGGGAUGUUUUAACUUGACUGUGAGAGGUCAUGGUAAAUGUGUGGAAUUCGUGAAAAAGUAUAAUUUACCAUUCUUAAUGGUGGGAGGUGGUGGUUAUACAAUCAGGAAUGUGUCCAGAUGUUGGACAUAUGAGACAUCUGUAGCUCUGGGAUCUGAAAUCGCAAAUGAACUUCCAUAUAAUGAUUACUUUGAGUAUUUUGGUCCUGACUUUAAACUGCAUAUUAGUCCUUCAAAUAUGGCAAACCAAAACACUCCUGAAUAUCUCGAGAAAAUAAAAACAAGGUUGUUUGAGAAUUUAAGAAUGUUACCUCAUGCACCUGGUGUACAAGUUCAGGCAAUUCCAGAGGAUGGUGCUGUUAUUGAAGAUUCGGAAGCUGAAGAAAAGGUGAAUCCAGAGGACCGAUUGCCACAACGCGACUUGGACAAGAGAAUUGCACAUGAAAAUGAGUACAGCGACAGCGAAGAUGAAGGAGAAGGUGCACGAAGAGACAAUAGAUCAUAUAAGGGAUCUAGAAAGCGACCGCGUUUGGAAAAGGGUCAGGAAGCAAUGGAUACUGAUAUAAAGAAAGAAGAAGACAUAAAAUCAGAGCCAAAAGAAAAUGAAAAAGACGAAAAAACGAAUUCUACGAAUGAGGAGGCUAAGAAAGACGGCGGAGCGAAUCCCUGAUAGAUGAUUGCCCCGGAGCAUUUGAAAAGAUGGAGAAAUUCUUAUUUAAAUUAAGUACAGAUAAGUUUAAGUAACUCAAAUAAUAGCAGCAUGUGACACAUAGAUGUCAUUCAUAGCUACUCUUUUAUCUCGUUCUAUAAUUCAAAAACCUUAUUUCUGAAAUUUAUCAAAAUUCUCGAAAAUGUUUAGACUUUUAGAAGUAUCAGAUACCAUCUUUUCUCUAUUCGUGGUAAUUCUAUUGAGAUUGACACGUAUGAGCGUGUAGUGUAGAACGAGAUAGUAAAUUAUUAAAAAUUUUGAAGCAUAUUUUUGAACGGUCUUUAAUGAAAGAUGAUAGAAAAUACCGCACAAAAAUGAUUAAAAUAUCCACGCUAGCGCGUAAUAGUGGUGUCUCAAUCGAUUCGUCAGAAUUUUAUAAUCUGACCACAAUUUUUUUUAUACAUAUUUGUUUACAACAUAUUAGUUAAAAUAUAGUAUAAAUCAAUCAAUUUUUGUCCAUGAAUCCAUUUGCAGACAUUUAUUUUAAUUUUAUAAGUACACAUCAAUUUUACAGAUUUUAAAUUCAGAUCGUAAAAUAUUGACGACUGGUUUAAGACAUUAGACAUAACCGGUUCAAGACAUUAGAGAUUUUCUCGUCUCAAUGCUGCAAUCAAAUUUGAAAUAAAUGCACACAUACACACCGACCGCGUGUAUUUUGUUCACGUGCUCGGCAUAAAAUACGUCUUAUUAAUUAUUUGCGAUUGAUUAAUUUGUUUGAUGAAGACCAAUUGCAAUUUAUGCACUAUAGAAGAACAGCACUUAGAUUAAUCGAUCUUAAUUGAUUGCCCCUUUGAAAUGGGUCGAAUGAAUUUGCUUUCUAUUCCUGUGUAUAUAAAUGCAGAAAUUAACCCUAAAGCAAAUAUCUUUGCAUGCAAUAACGAUAUUGAAAUGCUAAUAAUGUUUCUUUUUGAAAAUGUAAAAUGUAUUUUAUCUUACAUUACUAAAAAAAAACAUGUGAAUAACUAUAUUUCAUUGAUCACUCCUCUAGUUCAUCUGGCGAAUUGUAAUUGAAUAUCUUUAACAUCUUUUUUAACAUGCUUUGAGAAAAAACUAAAAAUCUCAAUUUUUUUAUACUAUCAUAAGUGUCAAUUUUCAAAAAUCUUAAUAAACUAGAGGAAUUUCACUUUUUCUAAAAGAAAAAGAAAUUGAAUAUUUCGUUGAUAUUUUUGAGUAAUAUUUGAGAGACAAAACAAGGUGGAAGAAAGUGCGAGUAAUAAACAAUUGAGGAAUGGAUAUAUAUAAUAUCCAUUUCGAGCAUAGCUGUAGAAUCUUAAAUAUAUAUAUAUAUCAAAUAAGACAUUAAUUUAAGAGAUAAAAAAAUUAUUUGUGGUGUCUGGAUCGAUUUUUGCAACAAAAACUAGAUGUCAUGUUAUAUCGCUUUGAACAAAAGUCGAGCCUGCAUUCACAAUCUUUAUGCAAUAAGCAAUAUUUUUGUUGCAAAUUCUGUCCUCAGACUAUACAUUCCCACAGUUAUUUUCACAAGCUUUUUAUGUGAAGACAAAAAUUGUGAGUCGACAGUUUUAUGUAUAUAAAUUCACUCUUUUAUAACGAUAUGCUUUCAAAUACUCGAUUAAAUGAUCGGAUGAUCAUUGAUUUUACACAUCCAUAAUUCGUAAUAAUUGACACUACGCACACAAAAAAAAUAAAUAAAAAGUGAUGUAAGUA